This is a messenger RNA of Erpetoichthys calabaricus (reedfish), 1722 nucleotides long. Its product is annotated as protein ZBED8-like. The coding region runs from base 1 to 1722 and encodes 573 amino acids. The transcript has a single exon. The record is from RefSeq and is a predicted model, not a curated record. NCBI's taxonomy places the organism in Eukaryota, Metazoa, Chordata, Cladistia, Polypteriformes, Polypteridae.
AUGGCUAGUCGCGAAAAAAUUAGAAAAUGGAAGGAGGAUUACACUGAGUAUGGCUUUACCAAAACAAUUAUUGAUGGAGUAGACAGACUGCAGUGCGUGCUUUGCAAUGCAAUAUUUUCCAAUUCCAACUUGAAGCCAUCAAAGCUCGGUGAACAUGGUGGAAACACGAGAGAAGUGAAUGAUCUUAAUUCCUUGAAGGCUAAAAGGGCAUGCUAUGACAUUAAAGGAACACUUCUGAAGUUAGGGUUCACUCCUGUGGAUAAGCCCCUGCUUCUGGCAUCAUUCAAAGUUGCAUACGAAGUGGCAAAAAUGAAAAAGCCGCACACUGUUUUAGAGACUCUUAUCAAACAAUGUGUUUUACAUAUAGUGAAGACUAUCCUGGGUGCAGAGGCCGCACGGAAAGUUCAACAGAUUCCUCUGUCAAACAAUGUUAUCCGCAGUAGGAUUGAUGACAUUGGCGCUGAUAUUCUCGAUCAAGUGGUUUCAAACAUCAAAGCUUUCCCCGUCAAGAUCUCAAUUCAGUUAGAUGAAUCGACAGAUGUCAAUAAUUGUAGCCAACUCAUUGUUUUCAUUCGUUAUGUAAAGGGGAAUGCCAUCGAGGAAGAAUUCCUGUUUUGCAAAUCACUCGAAACAACGACAACCGCAAGGGAUGUUUUCAAUACGGUGAAAAGCUUUUUCAAUACUAACGAGAUUCCGUUGCAAAUUAUCGGAUCUAUUUGUACUGACAGUGCUCCUGUUAUGUUAGGAAACCGAUCUGGCUUUGUUACUCUUGUAAGAAAUGAAGUACCAGAGGUGACGGUUACUCAUUGUAUCCUUCAUCUCCAAGCUCUUGUGUCGAAGACCUUGCCGGUUACUUUGAAAAAUGUAGUGGAUUCGUGUGUUAAAAUUAUAAAUUUUAUUCGUGGAAGAGCUUUGAAUCACAGGUUGUUCAACGCGUUUUGUAGUGAACUUAAUGAUGAUGCUUCUAUUCUCCUAUUUCAUACGGAGGUCAGAUGGAUUUUUAGAGGUCGAGUUUUGACAAGGUUUUUUCAGCUCAGAAAGGAAAUCAAACAAUUUCUACAAGAACAGAAAUGUGACUUUCUGCAUUCUUUCGAAUUUCCUUAUUUUACACCAUUGUUGGCAUACCUGGCAGAUAUUUUCCAACAUCUCAAUGAUUUGAAUUGUUCAAUUCAGGGAAAAGAAAUGAAUAUUGUGACCACCUGCGACAAGCUGCGUGCUUUCAGGAAUAAGUUGUUGUUGUGGAGUUUACGUAUCCAGAAUAAGAAUGUCGCUAAUUUUCCUUUGCUGAACGAAGUCAUUGUGGAGUGCAGCAGCUUAAAUUUUAAAGACAGUAUCAAAGAAGAAAUCAGUCAGCACCUGGAAAGCCUGAAAGAGUCAUUUGACGUUUAUUUCUGCCUGGGAGAUCUGGAAGAAUCAGAAACCUGGAUCGUCAACCCCUUUGCUUUCAAAUUAGAAAAGAUGAGAGAUGAGGAUGAAGACAAAGAACAUUUAAUUGAGAUGCAAGCAUGCCAAGCAAUGAAGCUGCUUUACGAGUCCAGUUCACUCGAAACCUUUUGCUGCAAUGUUCAAACUGGGUAUUCAACUCUUGCAAAAAGAGCAUUGAAAGUCCUUGUCCCAUUUGCCACCACUUGGCUAUGUGAAUUGGGAUUUUCAUCUCUACUGUACAUCAAGAAUAAAUAUCGUAAUGCACUGAACCCCGAAAAUGACCUACGUAUUUAUUAA